Messenger RNA from Raphanus sativus (radish), 900 nucleotides. RefSeq lists its product as uncharacterized. The record is from RefSeq and is a predicted model, not a curated record. The transcript is spliced from 2 exons. The coding region runs from base 149 to 730 and encodes 193 amino acids. NCBI's taxonomy places the organism in Eukaryota, Viridiplantae, Streptophyta, Magnoliopsida, Brassicales, Brassicaceae.
UUCUCUUCUUUUUUUUAUGGUUGACGUAGAUAUUAUUUGCUUAGCAAAGAAGGACACGAGUCUUCAUAUAAUACAAAUCCCCCAGACCAUUACAGAAUUGUGAAAGCAUAGAAGAAGAGUUCACUAGAAACCAUUUCCAGAGCAUAAGAUGUCCAACAGGGCAGUGAGAAAUAGAGGUCUUGGGGAGCGUCGCAUAACCGUACUUCCCUCUUCGGGAGCGAUCAUUGCAGAUCUCCGCCGUCCUUCCUUGCGUGUGACAGCUGCAAGUCGUGACCAGAUUCGGACCACAGAACGACGUUCUUCGGCAACAAUCACUACACAUCGUUCCUCGCGUGUGGUCAGUGCCGUUCGCGAGAAUUUUCAGACGACAACAACACGUCGUUCCUCGGGAGCUAUCACUUCACGAGAGUUGUCUGAGCACCGUUCCUCAAGAAGGAUCUCUUCCUCGGGAACGAUCACCACGAGUCGUCAGCAGGUCCGGACGUCGGAGACUCGUUCUUCGGGAACGGUCACUAUAAGUAGUCAAGACGUUCGGACUGAGGCACGUCGAUCUUCAUCAGGAACAAUCACUACAAGUCAUCAGGAGGUUAGGACGAGGACGACAGAGCGUCGAACGAUCACUGCAAGUCAUGAAGCGGUUCGAACGGCGGUGCGUCGCUCAUCAGGAACAAUCCCUGCACAUCGUGCCUCCAGAACGAUCACAGCAGUUCCCCACCGCCGCUCCUCUUGAGGAAGGAGACAGAUUCAAGACGCAGCGUUACAAGUUUUCUGUGUUUGAAACUUAUUUGCUUCAGUUAUUUAUCUCUAGUUAUUGUCCUUCUAUGACUUUGCUUUCGUUGUUCUGAAUAAGAGUCCCAAACAAGUGUGUAAUUUUAGGUUAUGUUCUGCUUUACCUUUUCC